GCCGUCUCUCUCCCUCGCCGGGCGCGGGGAGCCGCUUCGUACUGCCGGGCUGUCGCUCGGGCGGGACAGGCCGCGCUGCGCGCUCCUCUCCGCUGCCACCCUAAGAGUACUCUUCAGGAUACCUUAGAAACUCAAAUUAAAACUAAUAACCUAGAGCACUGAGGAGCACGUGAUCAGAAGCUGAAGAUUCAGAGGACAAUGUUAGUGUAGAAGAAGGCAAGCAAGAAAAUACAUAUCAGAGUUAGCCAGACCACAAGAGAAAUGGAACAAGAAACUCCAGAGAAUGCGGAUUCUGCACAGCAGAAAGUUAGCACCAAGUCAGAGGCAGGCGAUGAUGCAAAUGACGGAGGAGAAAAGGCUGAACUGGAAGGGAAGGAGGAACUGGCAGACACCUAUCAGCUCCAGGUGGCUGAAGAAAUGGCGAAGGAGAUUAAGAAGAAGAUAAGAAAGAAACUAAAAGAGCAGCUGACUUAUUUUCCUGCAGAUACUCUAUUACACGAUGACAAACUGGGCAGCGAAAAGAGAAAAAAGAAGAAGAAGAAAGUCCCGGUCCCAUCUAAACCUGAAAAGAGUACCUCAGACGUCUGUGAUAAUGCAGCUACAGAUGAACAAAAGAAAGAACAUUCCCUUGAGACGGCUACUCCAGGAUCUCAGCCUGACGAGGAAAUGCGCUCAGCAGACAAGAAGGGAGAUAACAAUAAGCCAGAGACCAGAAAACCCAAGCCCAAAAAGACAAAAAAGAAGACUAAAGGAGGUCUGGUUGAGAAGGAAGACAUGAAUAGUGAUGGUGUUCAUGAAAUAACAAGCCGAGACAGUCCAGUUCAUCCCAAAUGUUUGCUUGAUGAUGAUCUUGUCAUGGGGGUUUACAUUCACCGAACUGAUCGGCUUAAGGCAGAUUUUAUGAUUUCUCACCCAAUGGUAAAAAUUCAUGUGGUUGAUGAGCAUACCGGUCAAUAUGUCAAGAAAGAUGACAGUGAACGUCCUGUUUCAUCUUAUUAUGAAAAAGACAAUGUGGACUAUAUUCUUCCUAUUAUGACUCAACCAUAUGACUUUAAAAAGUUAAAAUCAAGACUUCCAGAAUGGGAAGAACAAAUUAUAUUUAAUGAAAAUUUUCCCUAUUUGCUUCGAGAGUUUGAUGAGUGUCCAAAAGUCAUUCUCUUCUUUGAGAUUCUUGACUUUUUAAGCAUGAAUGAAAUUAAGAAUAACUCUGAGGUUAAAAACCAAGAAUGUGGCUUUCGGAAAAUUGCCUGGGCAUUUCUUAAGCUUCUGGGAGCCAAUGGAAACGCAAACAUCAAUUCAAAACUUCGUCUCCAGCUCUACUACCCACCCACCAAACCUCGGUCCCAGUCAAAUGUUGUUGAGGUUUUUGAAUGGUGGUCAAAGUGUCCAAGAAAUCGUUAUCCAUCAACAUUGUACGUAACCGUACGGGGACUGAAAGUUCCAGACUGUAUAAAGCCAUCUUACCGCUCUAUGAUGGCUCUUCAGGAGGAAAAAGGUACACCCGUGUAUUGUGAACGCCACCGUGACACAAGUUCAGUAGACACAGAACCUGGAUUAGAAGAUUCAAAGGAAGUGGUAAAGUGGAAACGUCUCCCCGGUCAGGCUUGUCGUAUCCCUAACAAGCACCUCUUCUCACUGAAUGCUGGAGAGCGAGGGUGUUUCUGUCUUGGUUUCUCCCACAACGGAAGAAUACUAGCAGCCGCCUGUGCCAGCCGAGAUGGAUAUCCGAUUAUACUAUAUGAAAUUCCUUCUGGACGUUUCAUGAGAGAAUUGUGUGGCCACCUCAAUAUCAUUUAUGAUCUUGACUGGUCAAAAGAUGAUCGCUAUCUCGUUACUUCAUCAUCUGAUGGCACUGCCAGGGUUUGGAAGAAUGAAAUAAACAGUACAAGUACCUUCCGCGUCUUACCUCAUCCUUCUUUCGUCUACACGGCAAAGUUCCAUCCAGCUACACGAGAGUUGGUGGUUACGGGAUGCUAUGACUCUAUGAUAAGGAUAUGGAAAAUUGAUCUGAGACAAGAUACUCCUGUAUUAGUCCGCCAGCUUGAUGUCCACAGGAGUUUUGUCAAUUCCGUCUGUUUUGAUGAUGAAGGUCAUCACAUGUAUUCAGGAGACUGCAUCGGGGUCAUUGUUGUUUGGGACACUUACGUGAAAGUGACCGAUUUGCAGCACUCAGUGCGCCACUGGGCGAUAAAUAAGGAAAUCAAGGAGACUGAAUUCAGGGGAGUUCCAAUAAGUUAUCUGGAGGUCCACCCCAGUGGAAAACGUUUAUUAAUCCACACCAAAGACAGCACACUGAGGAUAAUGGAUCUGCGGAUACUAGCAGCAAGGAAAUUUGUCGGAGCCGCAAAUUACCGGGAGAAGAUCCAUAGCACUUUGACCCCAUGUGGGACUUUCCUCUUCUCUGGGAGUGAGGAUGGAGUAGUGUAUGUGUGGAACCCAGAGACAGGAGAACAAGUAGCAAUGUAUUCAGACCUGCCAUUCAAGUCAACUAUUCGAGACAUAUCCUACCAUCCGUUUGAAAAUAUGGUUGCAUUUUGUGCAUUUGGGCAGAGUGAGCCAGUUCUUCUUUAUGUUUAUGAUUUCCAUGUAGCCCAGCAAGAGGCUGAAAUGUUCAAACGGUAUAAUGGGACACUCCCAUUGCCUGGCAUCCAUCAAAGUCAGGAUGCUUUAUGCACCUGUCCUAAACUGCCCCCUCAAGGCUCUUUUCAGAUUGAUGAAUUUGUCAACACUGAAAAUAAUUCAUCAAGAAAAAUUCAACUUGUGAAGCAGAGACUCGAAACUGUCACAGAGGUGAUACGAUCCUGUGCUGCAAAAGUCAACAAAAAUCUCUCAAUGACUUCACCACCACCAGGCUCUACAAAGAAGCAGAGGGUGAAACAGUCGUUUGUGCUAACCACUGAUGAGAUUAUUCAUCAGUUUGGAUUCCCUCAGACUGCAUUUAUCAGCAUAGAAAGAAGGCCUUGCAUCCGUCAAGUACAAGUAGAUGCACCACCAAUGGUUGUGGCUCUUUAUGACUACACAGCGAGCCGAUCAGAUGAACUAACCAUCCAUCGUGGAGACAUUAUCCGAGUGUUUUUCAAAGAUAAUGAAGACUGGUGGUACGGCAGCUUAGGAAAGGGGCAGGAAGGGUUUUUUCCAGCUAAUCAUGUGGCUAGUGAAACACUGUAUCGAGAAUCACCUCCAGAAGUAAAGGAGCGAUCUCCUCCUUUAACUCCCAAGGAGAAAACUAAGACAGAAAAGCCUUCAGCUUCUCAGAAGCGGUUCCUGAAUAAGGACAGGUCCCCGGAUUCCAGACUAGGCUCCCAGUCCAUGGCCCAGAUGGAGAAGGGCAAAGAGCAAAACUGGGAGGACCGUGGACACAGAGCAGAUAUGCAGGCGAAGAGAAGUGAGCCGCCAGCCCGGAAAGUCACGCUGAUAGAGUAAAAAGUUGGAAAAGAAUGAAGAAACAACCAGAUGAAUUGAAACGAAAUGAAAACCUAAGACAGAUGGGUUUCUCUUUAGAUUUUGGAAGAAAAGAAGUAUCUACUGUUUAUUGACCUUGUGAAAAAUCUAAAGUGAAGUUUGGCUAUUUAAAAAAAAAAAAAGUUGAUGUGGCCUCUGGGCUUAAUUGUUAUAAACCAUUGUGAGUGUUAUUGGUCAGAGUUUUGUAUCUGUGCUGUUAGUGACUGCAUCAAAAUUAUAUUGCUGCUGUUGGUAAACCAAUAAAGAAACCCAGAACUGCUGCUCAGCAAACGUGAAUAAAAGUGUGCGCACUGUUAACGCAUCCCCUAAGUCACCAUCCCGUGUUGCUGUGUGUGACGUGGCUGUCGGUGUAACGCUCUGCGCAGAGUGCAGAGCAUCUGCUGUUGAAGCUCACUGUGUAAAAAGACAAGCAGCCUCUGAAUACCGUCGAUGCAGACUGUCUCAGUAACAAACGCAUCAAGAGAAGCAAGUUGCUUGUAAGAGCUAAAUGUUUACGUUGUUUUUGAGUGAGUUAUAUGUAUAACUCACCAUGCCUAAAACUAAGAGUGAUUUUGGAUGGACUAGCAAUAGUCUACCAAAUUUAUUUCCACUUUUAAAGGCAGUUCAUAUUUAAACAUACAAGUAAUUUAUAGAUAUAUAUUGUUUAAUAUUUAUUUUAGCCUGAGUAUUUGUUUUUAAAUUAUUUCAUAUUAUUUCUGUCUUUAUUUCCAGAAUAACAAUGCCAUUACCAUACAGCCAUAUGUUUUGAAGUUGGGUGUAAACAGGGAAAUUCAUCCUUUUUGGUUUUUCCUUAACUCUUUCCUGUCUUCAACUCCAUAAUAAGUCUGUCAAUAAAACAGUUUAACCCCCAGAAAAGUCAAAGCCUGUGGUAAAGUUAGAAAAACUUAUUUACCAAAGUAGACAAUUGCUUCCAUUGAAAUAAGAAGUGAGAAAGACUGGGCUGAGCACUGAGGUGUAGACUUGUCCAGAUGUACCGCGUGAAACAGCUUCUAGUACAAAUAGAUUUGGCUCUGAUCCCUGCACAUGCUGUAGAAGCUUCAAGUGGUAAACACGAGCCUGCUGUGGAACCUUUAUAGCAUCGUCGUUGUUAGAGGAGUUUCCUAACCCACAGAGUGGCGUGAAAACUGCCUCAGCCCACAGCUAGCACCGGAGUCUCUUCUGCCAGCGCCAGGUCGGCAUUGCUCUGGUUGUGUGUCUGCUCCCGGUGCAUCUGGGCCAGGCAGCCGAGCCGCUCUCUGUACAUUGCUCUGGUUGUGUGUCUGCUCCCGGUGCAUCUAGGCCAGGCAGCCAAGCCGCUCUCUGUACGCACUUGUUGUCCAUCUUGUGAGUGUGCUGCUUCAAACAGUAAAAAUAAAGACAUGUGUCCCUACCA
This is a messenger RNA of Microtus ochrogaster (prairie vole), 4834 nucleotides long. RefSeq names its product Abelson helper integration site 1 (gene Ahi1). Gene Ontology annotation, biological process: motile cilium assembly. The record is from RefSeq and is a predicted model, not a curated record. Gene Ontology annotation, cellular component: ciliary basal body. Gene Ontology annotation, molecular function: protein binding. Lineage: Eukaryota; Metazoa; Chordata; Mammalia; Rodentia; Cricetidae.